Peronospora farinosa is the source of this 1008-nucleotide messenger RNA. The record is from the annotation of a GenBank genome assembly. Lineage: Eukaryota; Oomycota; Peronosporomycetes; Peronosporales; Peronosporaceae.
AUGGAGUUAUUUGUGCGUGUUGUAAAGGUUCUUCUACCCACAAUCGAGAACUUUGUGAGCUUUUGUCAAUGUUGGGCAAAGGAUGGAUCAUUUAUUGCGACGGCACAUGAUAACAACGUGGUGUUGUAUUCAAGUGACGAUUUUCAUGUGCUGCAGAGAGUGAACGUGUGCUAUGUCGUGAUAUCUAUGGACCUUGUAAAGGUGGAGACUCAAGACACGACAAGAAGAGACGAUCGAGAGUUUCUUUUGCUGGUUGGCACAGCUUUUGGGGCUUUCUUGUACACGAUCUUGUUGGACAGGGAGAGAGAUAAUGUAGAAAAUGGUACAAGGGACUUGACAUUGACGCCAGUAGCAAAAGUGCACGAGGGGGUUGCCGUGUGCAUGGUCAAGUUCUCGAGUGAUGGCUACACUGCUGCAAUUGGAACCAUGGAUGGCCGAUUGUUCUUGCGGAGAUUGGAUUCUCAUAGUCAUGACACUCUUGCCAUAUUCGGGACUGUCGUAUUAUCACGAGUGUUGCAAGCUCCACGGAUCACGGGCUUGUCCUUUUCAAUGUGCUCUACGAAACUCGUGGUAGCAACAAGAAAAGGCUACGUCUACGUGUUUACCUGUGCAUCGAAAGUAGAGCCAUGGCGGUCGCUACCAAGUUGCGUUCAUCUCAGCGCGAACCCGAACGCACGUGGUGUACUUGGCACAAACAAAACAGCCUCUACGGUUCAGACGCUAGUGUCGUGCUGGGGGCCCGUCUUCGUAGUGUGCUCACGGACCCACACAUCACGGCUUGAAAUGUACGAUUUCGUGUCUGGCAGUCUGUUGCACUCACUGCAGCUUGCACCAGUAAAAUCCGUCUCCUCUGCGACGUUAUGCCAGUGGGUGGAUCAGCAACUUGUUACAGGUAUUUGCAGCAUGCAAAUAAACGACGAUGGACGCUCGCGGUUGCUGUGCCACGACUCGAGCGCCAACGUUGCUGUUGUGGAAUGGCCAUUUCUAGACGUCAUUGAACGACGGUAG